Lodderomyces beijingensis is the source of this 1965-nucleotide messenger RNA. The record is from the annotation of a GenBank genome assembly. Lineage: Eukaryota; Fungi; Ascomycota; Pichiomycetes; Serinales; Debaryomycetaceae.
AUGUCGGUUUCGAGACACAGUCCAAAGAUACCGCGUGAAACUAAAGUCACCUUGGGCAAGGGCGUCACCGGCACACUCGCCAUACCGCAUUCCUUUGACCAGGAGAACCCGUUUGAAAACGACUAUGCGCCGGCAACCCACAAGGCAGCACUUAUAUUGCAUGGCCAAGGAGGCCAUAGAGACUACUGCUACCAGAAGACUUUGGCUCACCGAUUGGCCCAGGAGUUGGGGGUGUUUAGCUUGCGCAUCGAUUUCCGCGGAUGUGGAGAUUCGGCCGAAAAUGAAGUUGCUCUUGAAGGCAGAUCUCUAGGUCAGGAUAUCGCCGAUAUUCAAGCUGCGGCGGAGUUUGUCCGCGACGGGAACUUGAAUGGGUUGGGCAUCGACUUGACCUUGAGCUCCAUCAUUGCGCACUCGAGAGGUGGCGUUGCCAUGUUUUUGUGGGCGUUGGAGCAAGACGGCCUUUCGAAAAAAGGCGACUCGAGGGCCAUCAUUGUCCCCAAUUUGGUCAAUUGCGCCUCAAGAUACACCUCGGUGACGGUGUUGGAAAGAUACCACCAGUUUGAAAACUACGAUUACAUUCCUGAUUUUGCCGGGUAUAGGUUUGGCAAGUAUCGCAAGUUGGACUUGGCUGCUCGCGAGAUCAUCACCUUGUCGAAGCCCGACUUUAGUGUCUUGAGUGGGUUAUCGAGGGAGUGGUCCUGUUUGAGCAUAUACGGCAUGCACGACCAUAUUAUCCCCAAGUAUGACUCUGCCAACUUUGCCAAUGCCUUGAACCGAGGUCCCUUGUCGCAUACUUUGAAGCUUAUCCCUGACGCCGAUCACAAUUUCUUUGGUUACAAAUCGGUGGAGCCAGAUGAUGACAUUGAAGAUGUCAACCCUUUGGGUUUGCCCAUGAAAGGAAGCAAGGUCAAUUACAACUAUCUUGUUUGUGACUAUAUCUUGGACUAUCUUGCACCGGAAAAGGAGUUGGAUCGGUUUAUGAGCUUGAGCAAGGAGAUUGGCAGUGUUUCAAGAUGGAAAGAUGUCGAAGGCGUGAGCAAUUUCAGAGACAUUGGCGGGUGGAGAAUACAUGAUCCAACUUUUAGGCUCAUAGAAGAUGCAAACGAGAGCCAGAACCAUGUCUACUACGUCAGGCCUCAUUUGGCAUUUAGGUGUGCCAAUGUUGCCGGUUUGACAGCACGAGGGAUGGAAACUAUCCAAAACUUGGGCAUCCGGGCCGUUUUUGACUUGCGCUCCGAUGGAGAGAUUGCAAACGACGGAUACCCAGCAGACUUGCACAAGUAUGGCAUUGAACGAAUCCACGCUCCCGUUUAUUCAAACGACGACUACUCGCCGCAGGCCAUUGCUGUUCGCUACACAAACUUGAUGACAUCAUGGUCCACCUAUGUCAAUGUCUAUGAAGACAUGCUUGAGUUUGGCAUGGAGAGCUACAAGACCAUCUUCACCUACAUCUUGAAGGAAAACAAGCCGUUUUUGUUCCACUGUACAGCAGGUAAGGACCGUACCGGGAUAUUUGGAAUGUUGUUUCUCUUGUUGGCGGGGGUAGAUAAGGACACCAUUAGUAAAGAGUACGAGCUCACCACGUGCGGGUUGAAGCCGGACCACCCGGUGCUCAAGGGCAAAUUCAUCGAAACGGUGGACAAGUUGAAGCAGAAGAUGGGCGGUGAGGCCAACGAUAUCGAGCAGUUGAUAUCCCAGGGAAGAUCCAACUGGUCCUUGAUUGACGAUGGAUUCAACAACUUGAUCAGCUCGAGAUACGAGGCCAUGUUGGCUACAAUCAGUCUAUUCCAUGAGAAAUACGGCAAUAUUGUCAAAUACAUGAAUGAAAACUUGGGCUUUAGCCAUGACGAAAUCAGGCAAAUCUAUGAAAACAUUGUCGUGUUGGACCCGAACAAUUUCGGCUUUGAAAUCAGUUCAAAGCUAAAUUGGAACCAUAGAAACAUUGGCACCCUGUCGAAAUUAUGA